AAAUUAGAUAUACUGGAAAUUCAUUUUCGAUUUCAAUGUCUUUUUUGUGUGUUUUUUAAAAAAUGAAAAAACAACAAAGAUCUUGAUAGAAAAACAUUUAACGACGUUCGUUAGUAGUCGUUUGACAUUCAAAAUUACAUAUGGCAACGAGUCAAGAAAUAAACCUUACUAUGGAGCGCUACAAUUCAGAGGCCAGGACAGCCGAAAGAAAAUUUGAUGGCUCUUCAUCAAUAACUGUUGUAAAGCCGAACUGCGAUGAUGAGAUGUUGAAAGACAAAAUGUUAGAUGUUGAUUUACGAAAUGCAAUUAAAGUUCCCCAUCGUAACUUAUCUCAAACCGAACAGCAAAUUAAAUCGAAAGGGCAAUGUGUAGAAAAAAGUGAUACGCAAUUGAUUGCAGACGACAAACUUGAAAAGAAUGCUAAUGAAUCACUUAACCUACCAGAUAUCUCACUUCCUGAUACAGAUCAAUACCCUGGUAGCAUUUAUAAGCCCAGAAGAAUUGAAAGGGGCGAUGAAAAAAAUGAACAAGUUUUAACUAGUAGUAGACAAUAUCAGGAGCAAGCAGCUCCAAAUAAUGAGGAAAAUGAAUGUAUUGAACAAAAUUUGGGCGGUCUGAAAACAGCUCUCAGACAACCAGAGACAUCUAUGAGUGAAGAAUAUACAAAUUCUGAUUCGGAUGAAAAGCAUUUAGAACAGUCAUUUGGUGGUUACACAGAUUAUCAUUAUAUUGUUGGUAAACAUGAACAAACAAGAAUCGAUAAUGAUACUGAGAAGUAUUCUGAUCAUUUAGAUACUGAAAAAUAUGAAAUAAUUAUUCCGUCAAUAAGACCACUACAAAAUGAGGGUUUAGUAUGUGACGAAAAUAAGCCAUGCAAAGAAAAGACAGCAAAAACAAUAAAUGAGGCGAACAGAAAUAAUACUCAAUCUGAGGUAAAUGAAUGUGGUGCAAGAAGUGUUUAUGAAGAUAAAGAACAUAAUAAAGGAAUGAAAGAAGAAAACGUGCAAGGCACAGUUCAUGAAAACAAAGUUAAGGAAUCUAAAAUCAGUACAGAUGAAGAUACAAAAAGAUGAAAGGCAUUGUUGAUAGCAUUGUCCGAAAUGUCGUUGUUGCAUGGAAGUUUAAAAGAAAUGUGUCAUAUAAUUUCUCUCUCCAGACUGUCUUUGUAAUCACAUUAUUUUUCCAGACAUUAAACCCAGAAUUUUUUAACAUGGAAAACGCAAGGAAUCAGACAUUCCAAUCGGUUCGAGAACAUGUCGUAUAUCCAGUUACAUUCGGAAAUGAGAUGAUUUUACUACCAGAACCUAACUUACCAAGGACACUAAACAAUGAAGAUUUAGGUAUUAAUUGGAGGCCAGCUUUUGCAGAUACACUACUUUCAGGAGAGGUUAGUGACAGGGUUAGUAAUGGAGAUGGCUUCAUAAGCAACGUCGAGAAUAUGCAGCAACUCCAUUCUAACAGAAGAAAUAGCAACACUGGACUACCUGUAUCUUCUACUGAAUUCAUUAGUGUUUCAAAUUCUCAGCUGACAGAGACGGUGAGAAGAGUUGCUGAUACAGACUUACAAGUUGUAUCGCACGCACGACUAGAUAAUGUUCCGGUUUUACCAUCUUCGACACGGUGUGACAAUGUAUUGACAUGACAUGCCACUAUAACUUAUGUUUAGGAUAACUGAAUGAAUGUUUUUAAAUAUGCUGGAGUGCUGAAACUUCGCUACUUUUCAUAUAAUUAGACAACUGUUUUAGAAAUGUUGUCUGUUAAAACUAAUGAAUAACAAAUAUGUUUAUUCGUCAGCUUUUGAAAUAGUUCAUCCUCACCGAAAUAAGUUGCACAGAAGUUGUAGAAUGUGACAGUUAUCCCAUUUUGUGUCCUGCCCCCCUUUCCCCCUAAAACACCUUGUUCAUUUAAUUUCCGUAUGGGCCCCUUUAAGUUCUUACCAUUUCACUAUUUACAAGUCCCUCCCCUCCUUUCGCCGACUAUGUGUCCAAUCCCGUUUUGGUUCGGUGCCUUCUUGGUGCCCCGCUGUUGUGUGUCGGGGGUUGCGUCUUGUGAACUUUGCCUUUGCCUUUUUGAUAUUUAUUCUCGUUUUUUUAAGUACAUGUAUAUACGAGUAUUUUGAUACUUCGGUCAGUAAAUCGUUGCUAAAAGAGGCAUUUACUUCUGUGAAAUUCAAGAUAUUAGCAUAAACAUUUUACUGUCUUAGAGAGGCCCUUUCAAA
Messenger RNA from Ruditapes philippinarum (Manila clam), 2218 nucleotides. RefSeq lists its product as uncharacterized. The transcript has 2 exons. The record is from RefSeq and is a predicted model, not a curated record. The coding region runs from base 141 to 1073 and encodes 310 amino acids. NCBI's taxonomy places the organism in Eukaryota, Metazoa, Mollusca, Bivalvia, Venerida, Veneridae.